Loxodonta africana (African savanna elephant) is the source of this 5447-nucleotide messenger RNA. It is a transcript of the gene ETV6, whose product is annotated as ETS variant transcription factor 6. NCBI's taxonomy places the organism in Eukaryota, Metazoa, Chordata, Mammalia, Proboscidea, Elephantidae. Gene Ontology annotation, biological process: cell differentiation; regulation of transcription by RNA polymerase II. Gene Ontology annotation, cellular component: nucleus. Gene Ontology annotation, molecular function: DNA-binding transcription factor activity, RNA polymerase II-specific; sequence-specific DNA binding. The coding region runs from base 147 to 1505 and encodes 452 amino acids. The transcript is spliced from 8 exons. The record is from RefSeq and is a predicted model, not a curated record.
GACCCCCGGGGCGGCUGCCGGGGGAGAUGCUGGAAGAAACUUCUUAAAUGACCGCGUCCGGCUGGCCGUGGAGCAUUUCUGGGUUGGGGAGAGGAAAGGAAAGUGGAAAAAAACUGAGAACUUCCUGAUCUCUCUCGCUGUGAGACAUGUCUGAGACUCCUGCUCAGUGUAGCAUUAAGCAGGAACGAAUUUCAUAUACACCUCCAGAGAGCCCGGUGCCGAAUUACGCUUCCUCGACUCCACUUCAUGUGCCAGUGCCUCGAGCGCUCAGGAUGGAGGAAGACUCGAUCCGCCUGCCAGCGCACCUGCGCUUGCAGCCAAUUUACUGGAGCAGGGAUGACGUAGCCCAGUGGCUCAAAUGGGCUGAAAAUGAGUUUUCUUUAAGGCCAAUUGACAGCAACACAUUUGAGAUGAAUGGCAAAGCUCUCCUGCUGCUGACCAAAGAGGACUUUCGCUAUCGAUCGCCUCAUUCAGGUGAUGUGCUCUAUGAACUCCUUCAGCAUAUUCUGAAGCAGAGGAAACCUCGGAUUCUUUUUUCACCAUUCUUCCACCCCGGAAACUCUAUACACACACAGCCGGAGGUCAUUCUGCACCAGAACCACGAGGAAGAUAAUUGUGUCCAGCGGACCCCGAGGCCAUCCGUGGAGAAUGUACACCAUAACCCACCCACCAUUGAACUGUUGCACAGGUCCAGGUCCCCCAUCACGACAAAUCACCGGCCUUCUCCCGACCCCGAGCAGCGACCCCUCCGGUCCCCCCUGGACAACAUGAUCCGCCGCCUCUCCCCCGCCGAGCGGGCCCAGGGACCGAGGCUCCACCAGGAGAACAACCACCAGGAGUCAUACCCUCUGUCCGUGUCUCCCAUGGAGAAUAAUCACUGCCCGCCAUCCUCAGAGUCCCAUCAGAAGCCAUCCAGCCCCCGGCAGGAGAGCACACGAGUGAUCCAGCUGAUGCCCAGUCCUAUCAUGCACCCCCUGAUCCUGAACCCCCGACACUCCAUGGAUUUCAAACAGUCCAGGCUCUCCGAGGAUGGGCUGCAUAGGGAAGGGAAACCCAUCAACCUCUCUCACCGGGAAGACCUGGCCUACAUGAACCACAUCAUGGUCUCUGUCUCCCCGCCUGAGGAGCAUGCCAUGCCCAUCGGGAGAAUAGCAGACUGUAGACUGCUUUGGGAUUACGUCUAUCAGUUACUUUCUGACAGCCGGUACGAAAACUUCAUCCGAUGGGAGGACAAAGAAUCCAAAAUAUUCCGGAUAGUGGAUCCCAAUGGACUGGCUCGACUGUGGGGAAACCAUAAGAACAGAACAAACAUGACCUAUGAGAAAAUGUCCAGAGCCCUGCGCCACUACUACAAACUAAACAUUAUCAGGAAGGAGCCAGGACAAAGGCUUUUGUUCAGGUUUAUGAAAACCCCAGAUGAAAUCAUGAGUGGCCGGACAGACCGUCUGGAGCACCUGGAGUCCCAGGAGCUGGAUGAACAAAUAUACCAAGAAGAUGAAUGCUGAAGGAGCCAACCCAGCACCGCGGCGGCUGGCAGCAGCAGAGACCCUGCCCGAAAGGACUGCUGGUGGAGUGAUGGAGCAGGGGGCUGAGGAGAGCUGAAGAGGAAGAGACCUCGAAACCAGAGUGACACUUCUCUUGCGUAUCAGGAGGGACCCCAGAGCACCUUAGACAAACCACCCAGCAAAGGCGGGGCUGGAAUUCUGGCCGAGGGCACGAGCCUGGGACUCACGCUUCACGUUUCCUUCUCAUUUGGAAUCUCUCCAUCUGUAAUUCCUCACCCUUCCACCUAUUGUUAGUUUCAUGGUGUUUUUGUUUUGUUUUUUUAAGAACACGCAGUUUGACUUUUCAUCAUUCAUAUAGGGGAAGACAUCUGAUGUUGUUUUCCUAUGGAAAUAUAUAUCUAUUAUAUAUAUAUAUAUUUUGCAAAUCUUACAAAGUGCGGCAAGCCCAGCUGGUCAGGAAAGGGAAUACUUGCUAAAAGGUUCAGGUUCCCCUUUGUCCUGCCAUGUAGAUCAGGUUUAUUCCUGUUGCUGUUGGGUCCUGGCUGAAAAAAAAAGAAAGAAAAAAAAAAGUUGCUUUUAAAAAAGAUAAAGUAAAAAAGGGGAGCUCUCUUUUUCUCUCUCUCAUUUUCUCUCCUUCCCUUCCUCCCCUCUCUUCCUGCCUGGCUGCCAUUGAGCUUCAGAUGCCUUUCCUCAGAGUUCAGCCUCUUGGGAAUCGUUGGCACCCAGUCAAUGACCUGAGUGUUUUUGUGACCAGCACCACAAAGUCAAACCCAUAUCCUGGCAUAGGGCCCACCGUCUGGGGGAGGCCAAAAUCAUCCCAGAUGCUGCUGAACUCCAGAAAGAUAAGCGCCAGUCCAACAAGCUGCCCUGAAAAUGGCUGAGGACCACUCAGCUUGCUGGUUCUGCAGAAUGUAAGAUAAGGACGGAAGGCUGUCCAAGAUAUUUGGAAGACCCCAACAUCUUGGGAUUAGCUUACGAGUGCUGUAAAGUGGAAAAUAUGAAAAGACCACACAGGCCUGGCAGUCCAGAAACUGGGUGAAAGUAUUCUGCUGUGGGGAUUUAUUUUUCUAAAGCAGGUUAUUGAGACUGAGAGGAAAGAAAGGUCUUCUCUGCACUACCCCAAAGGCCAUCUUGUGGUCAAUUUCAUGCCCUCACUUGAUUUUUUUUCCAUUCCUAGCCUUUUUUUUUUUUUUUUUUUAAGUUCCUUGUUCCCCAUUGGGCACAGGACAUAUGAAGGAGGAGGAUUCCAGAGUGCAGCCUCAGUUGCUACCAGUGCUUGCCCAGCCUGGGCAGACAGGAAGUUCCUCAGACACAUUAUUCUUUCCUUCUUUCCUCCCUUCAUAACUGUGUUUGAGAAAGGACCCAUUCAUGGCUCUUUUUCACCUCAACUUAAGGUUGGUAAUAUAAAACGAGGGAAAUGCCAGCCAUAGUACUUUAGAUGAUAACAGAUAUUUUCAGAGAGCUGUUAUAGAUAUCUUUUUUUUCUUUCUAGCUUUCUAAAUUAACUCUUCCAAUAUAGGUCCAGAGAUCCAGUAUUAGGAGUACAGUCUUUUUUUUUUUUUACCCAAAAGAUUAGCCCUGCCUUAUAAAGCACCACCUCCUCGUUUGCCUCCAUCUCCUCUACCCAGUUGGGGGAGAAUCUUACAGCUAUUCCAGGGUACGAAUGUGUCCUUCCCAAGUGAAGCAGCCAGAACACUGGGCUUCUCCUCAUGCCAUUUUGGAGUUGAGGAGACAUAGGCAGGAGGAAUUCUCCCCUGGCCUUACAGUUACACCAGCCUGGGUGGCAAGUAGAUUGACUAUGAUCCAAGGACACUGGAAUUGAGAUGCUAAUAAUCAAGGCUCUUCAGUCUUGCUCUGUUCCUGCCUCUUCUAGGACCACAGGUAGACACACUGAGGUGCCUAGUCCAAUCCCACUGCCGAACACUCCCUCAUUAACCUUCUGGGUAUGUUGGCGUGCCGUGAGGUCAGGAACCUUCUGUGUGAGGCUAAAGGGCCCCAUUAUGAAGAGUUUGGUCUCAGUCUGCUUGAAUGGUGAUGAAAUUCAACUGAAUCCCAGCAUGCCACCGAUGAAUUUCAAAAGUGUCCUGCAGCAGCACACGGUGAUAUAUUGUCCAGCCUGUAAGAUGACUGAUGAUGUACAUCAAGAGGAGAUAGUAAGCCUAAUACCUGGGGUGUUGUGAAAUCCCUGGAGUCUUUACUUAAGAGCAGAGUUUAAGGGCUAGAGAGAGAGUUUGCGUUUGUACUGAGGCCAUUUGUAUGAGUCUGAAGUCAGAGACAAGGGCAUGAUGCUGCUGCUUCCCUAGGAUUUCACUCCAGCCACUUGACCAAGUAGAAGAAUGAGUCACUUCUUACUCAAAGAAUCUUACAGUUGAAUUAUGGAAGGAAAUGCCCAUCUGUUGCAAAGAUUUCUGUAUUUAAAGCAAUAUCCUAUAAGUAUAUGUAAGACUUAGGACAACACCUUCAGCUACUUGAAGGAGAAAUAGCAGAAGGUGCCAAUUCCAAUGUAGUCUUCCCAUUCAGGUAUCACCAAUAAUGGCUUUCUGUUGAUCCCCUUAACUGCAAAAGUCCUCCUCAUCUAUUCUUUGAGAGAAGGCUUGGGCAGUGCUAAAACCAGGGCUACAGUGUUUGCACACUUCAGACCCCAAAGAUUUCGGAUUCAAUUGAGCAAAACUUUGUGAAGCAUCUGCUAGAUACUGUCAGGGAUUCAAAGGUGAAUCAGGUAGUAUUCCUGGCCUCUGGGAGCUUACAUUUGAUCUGCAGAAUCCACCAGGCAUGAAAUUUCUUCAACAUUAAAUGCUAGGGAUGAUGGAAAUGUCACCCAGGACCAAAUUAAAAGCACAUCUCUCCUCUGAAUAGUUGGCCUCCCUCUUGCCAUCCUGAGAACUCUUGGAAAGGAAACACUAGGAAAGGGAAAUGCAGAGGAAGAGGCCUGCAGAGAGAGGGGAGCUUCCUAGAAUGUGUCAGGAUGGACACCUCAAUUUUAUCUUGAAAUCCCCCGGGCAUCUUCCCUUCCCUUCACCUUGUAUUAGCCAGGUCACCACCUCUCCAUCAGAUGAAAAUAGUGACAAUUGGCUGGACUGGCUAUGUUGAAGGUGAUGUUACCUGUAAGAUCUUUUUUGACCCAAGGCAACUUGGCCCAGCCUAAGACAGCAUCACCAAUAUUCUAAAGCCUUUGGGGGUGAAAGGGCCCCCACAGGAACAGAGGAAUAACAAACUGGUGGAUUUUCUCUUUUUUAUGGUGUAUUUGGAACUCCCUGAUCCAUUGUCUUUUUACACUGAUAGCUUGUCCAAAUGAGAAAGUAGCUUUAGCUGAAACUUAAAUGGCUGUGACAGCAUUUACCUAAAUGACGACGUCACCACCAUGCCCACAUUUCACUGCCUAGGAUCCACCUUUGAAUACAUUGAAACAGGAACUCCCUUUUGCAGAAAGGAAACCUGAGUAUCAGAGAGGUAAUGUGACUUGCCUUAGGGGCAGAGAGCAUGCCAGGGAUAGAAUUAGGAUUGGGAGCCAGCCCUGGCCAUACCCCCAUUUGACCCAUUCCCACCCAGGAAGCUGACGACAAAAGAUUUGGUAAAAUAUACAAAGAACAAAGGCAGUUUCUUUGCCCAGGCAUUCAGUAGAGAAGCUUUUCACCCACUCAGCCUGUUCCUCUUCUGAGCAGAAACCUGGAAUAAAGGGCGUGAUACAAUGAAGCUAGUUGGGGGUGGAGGGGUGGGGAGUGGGCACACAAUAAUCCCCGCCUGUCUACAAACCACAGAAGACUAACCUGAUACUCUCUUGGCCUUAUCUGCAUCAACACUAAUCAAGUGCAAACUCCCUGAAUCUUACACACAUGCCAAGUGAACAUUCUUGAAGAUUUCUCUUUGUGACUGCAACCACCUGCAAACCAGAACGAAUCUAGAAUUUCUUUUUUCUUCUUGUUUUUUUUCUUUUUUCUUUGU